GUAUCCUUGUGGUUCACCAGCUAUUAUAUGGUCAUCAAGUCCAUUUAUUUAUCAUAAACCAUGUGAAAAUCUUAAUAAUUCUGAUUCAUUUUCACUGAAUAAAGGGAAAGGAAGUAAAGCAAAUAAAACUAGAGAAUAUCUUCACAGUUCAUCUGCACCUUUACAAAAAUCAUUUACUGAUAUUACGACUACUACUAAUACUAAUACUACAACUAAUAUUAGUAGUAGUGUAUCGAUGUCAAGAAUUCAGAAUGUUGGAAAUCGAUCAGGAUUUUAUUUAUCUAUUUUUGAUAUUCCUUGCGAGUCAUCGUAUAAAACAGAAAAGAAUAUGGACGUUGGUAAAACCGAUAAUAAAUAUAACUUACACUCUUCUAAAUUAUCAACAACAGGUAGCGAGUUGUUGAAAAACAACGGAAAAGAUAAUAGUUUCAACACAGAAUUAUUCCAGAAGUCUAGAAAUACUGCUAGAAGACUAGAAUCUGUUAGAGAAAAUGUAUCUAGUAGUUGUAGUAUAAAUAGUGGCAGUAAUCUUUCGGAAUUAUAUCGUGAACAAACGAAAUCCGAUGUGAGUCUACAAAAUGAAGAUUUGGUCGAUAGAAAGUUUAACAUUGGUCCUUUGGUUGCACAUUUUACACCAUCAGGAAAUGGUGUUAUUUAUUAUCCGCAUAAUAUUGAUAGUGGGGAGACCAUAACAGAUAAUAGCAUUGAUCAUAUAAAUAACCCUCAACCAGCUAAUAUUCAUGCUAUCUUCACGAAAGAAUAUUGUUAUGUGUUUAAGAAUUCUAAUGGAGAAUUAGAAUAUGAAUUUCCAUGUUUCACAGAAAAAAACCUACAAGAUCCAACAAUAAGAUAUCCAAUUUCUUUGGAUAUAAAUUUUAACCACUACAUUAGAUUAGUUCGUACAAACUCACAUGAUUUAACAAUAAUAUUUAAAACUGAACAGGAUGUAUUACUGACUAUUGAUUGUUUUCAAAAUCUAUACUCCAACGAUAAUGAAGAAUGUGAUGCUAAUGAUCACGUAAUGAAUUCUCAAGAUGAAUCGAAACAACUAAAACAG
Molecule: messenger RNA, 1057 nt
Organism: Schistosoma turkestanicum
Lineage: Eukaryota; Metazoa; Platyhelminthes; Trematoda; Strigeidida; Schistosomatidae
Source: the annotation of a GenBank genome assembly